AAAAAACAAAAGAAUCGUCCUCUUCCUCGCUGACUCUGACCUGUUCCUCUUAAUUCUCUCUACUUUUUUGUCACUUUUCUCUCAUCUCUGGAGCUGGAGGGUCAACCCCACCCCUCCUUCUUCCCACCUAAACCCUCUCUCUCUCUCUUUCAUGCUAACUGCUUCUCCGCCACCAUGUCCCAUCUCCUCCUCCUCAUCCUCCUCUCGUCUCUCGUCUUCUCCACUCUCUCUCAAACCCCUCCACCCUCCGCGAUUCUAAUCGACUGCGGCGCCUCCUCCUCAUCUCUAAUCAACAACCGGAGAUAUCAACCCGACGAUGAUUUCAUCUCCACCGGAACAUCGAAAAACGUCUCCGAACAAGUACUAGACCAACUCCUAACCACCGUCAGAUCCUUCCCUCUAGCCACCAACACUCGUCGCAAGUUCUGCUACGUCGUCGCCGUCUCCCGCGGAUGGAAGUACAUGAUCAGGACGACUUACUUCUACGGAGGAGUUAACGGAAAAGCCAAUCCUCCUCCCGUUUUCGAUCAGAUCGUCGACGGGACGCUUUGGGGAGUCGUUAACACCACGGCGGAUUACGCUGAUGGUUUGGCUUCUUAUUACGAAGGAGUGUUUUUGGCGCAGGGGAAGUCUAUAAGCGUUUGCGUUGCUUCCAACUCUUAUACGGCUUCUGAUCCGUUUAUCUCGGCCUUGGAGGUUGUUAGGCUUGAUGGCACUGUUUACAACUCUACUAACUUUGGUGGUUUUGGGUUAAGUCUUGUUGCUAGGCAUGCUUUUGGAUACAGUGGACCAAUCAUCAGGUUUCCAGAUGAUGAGUUUGAUAGGUUUUGGGAGCCUUACUCGUUAAACUCGACAGUACCAAACAACAGGAAGCUAGAGGUUUCUGGUUUCUGGAACCUUCCGCCUUCGAGGAUAUUCAACACGGAUCUAAGAGCUACUCAAGUUCAACCGUUGGAGUUCACAUGGCCUCCACUACCUUUGGCAAAGUCUGUUUAUUAUAUGGCGCUGUACUUUGCUCAUGACUCUGAUUCGUUGGGCGGUGGAUCUAGAGUGUUUGAUGUUUCUGUGAAUGGUGUAACGUAUUAUAAAGAGCUCUCUGUUACUCCAGCUGGUGCGGUUAUAUUUGCAAGCAGGUGGCCUCUUGAAGGUCUUACGACGUUACGUUUGAGUCCUAGAAGUGGCUCAACGCUUGCCCCUCUUAUCAAUGGUGGUGAAAUGUUUGAGGUGAUACCACUUGGAGGGAAAACUCUUGUUCGAGAUGCAACUGCACUGAAUGCUAUUAAAAGCAGUUUCAAGAACGUACCGGUUGAUUGGAACGGGGAUCCUUGUAUGCCUAAAAAUUACUCGUGGACUGGAGUUACCUGCUCGGAAGGUCCCAGAAUUCGCAUAGUAGCUUUGAACUUAACGGGUAUGGGGCUUUCAGGUUCGCUAGCACCUGAAGUUUCAAGAUUAACAGCAUUGUCCUCCAUUUGGCUGGGAAACAAUUCUCUCUCGGGAAGUAUACCUGACUUCAGCUCACUCAAACUGCUGGAAUCAGUGCACUUGGAAGACAAUCGUUUCAGUGGGACUUUUCCUUCAUUUUUCAGUGGAAUGCCACGUUUGCGAGAGCUGUUCUUGCAAAACAAUAACCUAACAGGCCAAGUUCCUAGCAAUCUUCUUCAGAAGCCAGGACUUGAGCUACGGACAUCUGGUAAUCCCUUUCUGACUCAACCGCCACGUUGAUUCAGCCUUUUGAAGAAGAAGACGACAAUGGUUUGAGUUUGUGUUAUAGAUUUGUUAGAGCUUUGUGUGUAAAUUAGAAGCCUCACGUGUACAACCUACUUAUCUUAACGCUUCAUUCUUUUAACACAUUGAGGGGAGGGACAAGGGAAUACUGAUUGCAUAUGUUGUGUAUUAUGAAAAAAAAAAAUCAUUGUUGUAAUAUGAAUCUUUGUGAUAAAACGGAGUUUAUGUGGUUAACCGGAUCUAUUAAGGUCAAUGAUGAUUCUCAU
Eruca vesicaria subsp. sativa (arugula) is the source of this 1991-nucleotide messenger RNA. The record is from the annotation of a GenBank genome assembly. Lineage: Eukaryota; Viridiplantae; Streptophyta; Magnoliopsida; Brassicales; Brassicaceae.